CCCGCACCGCCGAUUCCAACAACCUACGGGAAAAUGGCUGGAUUUGUAAGUCCUACCGAACUCCAGUCGAGCUGUUCUGAGAGCCUUUGUUUGUUGACACUGGGAUUACCUCCAGGCAACUGCAAUCCUAGGUUUGCAAACAACUAUGAAUCUCCAACAUUAUUCUUAUAAUGAUUAUUUAAGCGAACACAAUCUCAAGAACUAAUCUAUGCGAGUGAAGGAUUCCGGCACUGGUACGCACGGCAAACACGGAUCUAAAUCGGGGCAAAAAAUGUGAGUGUUCUCGAGAGCUUGAAAGCGGUGAUUUCUAUUUGUUUAUUUCUAAUCACUGUAGCGAGGAGGCAGUCUACUCCUGCGAGAAAGGAAAGGGCAGGUCGUCUUGCGACUUUUUCAUCUGGGUCGAAGAGGCUCAGAUGGCGGAGGCCGCAAAAGGUUACAGCGUUGACGGGGGCAAGGCUCGUGUACUCCGUGGAACAGAAAUUGCGGUUGCAGCAGUUGCAGCCGUAACGACUCCAAAACCUCUGAAGCAAUCACUACUGCCAUGGCAUACCCCACCCUCAAAAGAUACGGUCUCCAGUCGAACCAGGUCCAGCACCUGCUACGCCACAACAGCCGCCACUUCCGUGUCUCCACCCAAAGCCCUAGCCCCACCACAUUCCCCCUCUCCGGCUACCGGUAAGCGCCGGCGUGGGUCGUCGCCCUCCAGUGAAGUGUCAGAACAAAAGCCCAGCCCCCACAAACAACGCAGGCCAAACCGAGUGACGAAAAACCCCUAUUCCACCAAUCAUCCCUCCAGGACCUCCACCCCCAAACCCCCUCCUUCUUCCACUCUUUCCUCCCGAAAGGCGGCAGCGGUCACCACCGGAACAUGGGACCGCCGCUCCAUAGUCCCGCCCCCCAGCGAGACGGACGCAGACGAAUCUAGCAGUGAUAAUGAUGCCACAGUCACGCUUCCGUUCUCACCAAAUCAUCCGCGCCCCCGCCGGCGGCUCUUCAACUCAAAUUGCAGACCAACCACCCCGCCGAGAACUACAAAUACGAGGGCCGCUUCACGGACGCCGGGGUCCCGGACCGGUUCGUUUUACAGUGGUGUCCUUAGCAGUCCCGCUCGCGGGGUCCAGCUCGACGUGCGAAUGGCGGUGUUCGAGCUUGUUCACGCUGAGGGGAUCGACUUGAAAGGGACCGGGGAUAGACUUUGGGAUAUACUGGAGAGAGAGGUCAAGCAGAAGGAGGGUGUGUGUAAAGGGUAUGGAUUGAUCUACGGCCACAGAAGUUUUUCGACUAACUGGGGUGUGUGAGGGGUUUUUCAGGAGAGAGAUUGCUAGAACAGCGCAUCGGAGGGCCAUGGAUAUGAUUACAGGAUUGAAUCGUCGUAUUGCAGAGCUAGAGAAGGAGAGGGAUGAAGCCAAGGCUGCAAAUGUGAAGUCUAAAGUUGCAAUUGAGGAGUUGGAAACCAGGCUCGGUAGGUAGUUGAUUGUGUGUUGCCCUCCUUACAGAGGGGGCUUUAUUCAAUGAUGCUGACAUUGUCGGUAGAUAAUGCGGAUUUGGAAUCUCGGGCCUCGAGUUAUUGGUGCUAGGUUGUGGCCCAGAGAUCUGCGUAGCAGUGUAACAUUGGGGUUUAUUGAGUUUUGGUACUGGCCACUGCGAGUUCUUAUAUAGCUUAUCUUUGGAGCUUGUUGUGUUAUGUUAUUUUGAGGUUAAUUAAGGAUGGGAUGUGUGUCGCUUUCCUUGGGGAAAAGGUGUGGGUGGUGAGAGUAUUACUAAAGAUGUGGGAAGGGAAUCGAGGGGCGCCUUAAAUUAUUGCCUGUGCUCGUUGUAUCUGUGAGUGCAGAAGAUAAAAAAAAUCCCAUGCUCCUUAUUUGUUUGCCAAGGUCAAUGAUAGGAACUGUGGGUUAUUGUUCCUGCCAUUCACUAGGGGCAUGUCGAGGAUAUUUCCGAGGUUCUUUUAUAGGGAGUAACUGGUCGCUUCGCAGGGAGAUUGGCCCCACACAGUCUGUUUCCUUGAUGGUUUAUUAUAGUUGUUGUAACGGAUUGCGAUUAGGGAAGGUCACCAGACACUCCAAAAGAGAGUGAUAUGGGAUGACGUGAUGUUUGGGCAAUUGCAGUGUCGGGCAUCUCAAAUAAUUGGACCGUAUGCUAUGCCGUUCGAGUUGCCUCUCUUAGUAGGGUCUAGUGUCUUUUCUUGUAUUGUUUGUCCCGGAAAGCAGGUUUUUCGGUGUUAUUCGCCCCUUUUACGGAAAGGAGAUUUUUUGGAUAAC
This is a messenger RNA of Tuber aestivum (summer truffle), 2258 nucleotides long. NCBI's taxonomy places the organism in Eukaryota, Fungi, Ascomycota, Pezizomycetes, Pezizales, Tuberaceae. The record is from the annotation of a GenBank genome assembly.